Messenger RNA from Kwoniella mangroviensis CBS 8507, 1272 nucleotides. RefSeq lists its product as uncharacterized. Gene Ontology annotation, molecular function: RNA 7-methylguanosine cap binding; mRNA binding. NCBI's taxonomy places the organism in Eukaryota, Fungi, Basidiomycota, Tremellomycetes, Tremellales, Cryptococcaceae. The transcript has 5 exons. The coding region runs from base 1 to 1272 and encodes 423 amino acids. The record is from RefSeq and is a predicted model, not a curated record. Gene Ontology annotation, cellular component: nucleus.
AUGUCACUCCCAUAUGACGGAACACCACCACCGCGCGAACCCGAGCCCGAGAUCGAGGAAAUAGAAGUUGAGAACCCAGCGUUAGAUAGACCAUUGGACGACUAUCAGCCUGCCAUACCCGAUCACGUCCAGAGUCUUAUGGGCAGGAUGUCAAAGGGGAAGGUAUAUUUGAUGGAAGAAAGUCCAGGUAUACUUCAUUUGGAUGGUCAAGAGAAAUUGAAAAGGGAUCCUAGGAUAGCAGCUCUAGCUCAAAGGCUGGAUAAACAAGAUCCAACGAGCUGGCUGGAGGCGAUAUCAGCUUCGGCACCAUCACCUAUCAAACCAAAUGCAUUAUACAUCAAAUCAGACUUGAUACAGCAUUUAUCAACUAGUAAAGUGUUCUCGUGGACUUCGGGAUUAGGUGCAGGAGUGAUGGGUAUCGAAUGGCUAAACGAUACGACUCUACACUUGAUAUUCCCCACCGCCGCCUCAGCAUUGAUAGGUCUAACUGUACUUUCCAAAGCGGGCUUUGAUCCUGCUGAGGGUGAUGAUCCUCUACUUGAACGAUCCGCUCACUCAGUCCCAAUCUCCUUAUUACCUCUCGCCGAACCUGAACCGGUCCCUUCAUUGGAAGGUCAAGAAUUACUUUCUGGUCCAUCUAGCUCUGUUGAAGAUGACGGAAUCAGACGUAAAGGAAGAGGAACAUUUGGUAAAUCAGGUGCUUCAGGUGCAUUCGAUUUAGAACCUUUAGUGAAACCUGAACAAACGGGAUUGGAUGAAAUCAAAUUUGCUGAAGGGUUAAAUCCUCAUGCGAGGAUAACCAUACGGUAUGCGAUUGAAGCAGAUUCCGAUUUGAGGAAACAGGCAAAACAAUCCCAAUGGUAUAAGAAACAUGGUAGACAUGCUGGUAAAGAAACUUCAUCUUCUAGACGGAAUAUCACCAGCAAUGAUCAAGAUGAAGGGAAUGGUGGAUAUAGUUUUGCUGGAAGAGGGAGUGGAGAAGGAAGGGAUUUUGCGAAAAGGAUAGGUAGAGGAGGAAGGGAGAGGAGGGGUCCGUAUGGUGAAAGACCUGAUAGACGUAGAGGUGGAAGAACAGAAGAGGAUUUAGAUAAGGAAUUGGAAAAUAUGGCGAGGAGGAGACAGACGGGUGAAAUCGAUGAAGAUGUAGAUAUGGAAAGCCAGAGUCGGUCGUAUGGGGAAAGAGGUGGGAAUGGUAGGAGAGGACCAAGUAGGAAAGAGGAUCUGGAUAGAGAAUUAGACGAAUUAUUCGCGAACAGGGCCGCAACCAGCUGA